AUGCACCGGGGUGCGCUUCUCUGGGACGAGGCUCUGAAAUCUUCCGCAAAGCCAUAUUCGCACUCAUCUAUGAGUCAGAAAAUGCGCAUCUCCAUCGGUAACUGGGUCAAGCUUCUCUCCAUCUGGCAAUACUCCAUCCCCUUCCUCAUAAACCUCUCCGCCUCCAUCGCUUUCCCACCAUCUCUAUAA
This is a messenger RNA of Sphenostylis stenocarpa, 189 nucleotides long. NCBI's taxonomy places the organism in Eukaryota, Viridiplantae, Streptophyta, Magnoliopsida, Fabales, Fabaceae. The record is from the annotation of a GenBank genome assembly.